Messenger RNA from Cyphellophora attinorum, 309 nucleotides. RefSeq lists its product as uncharacterized. Bases 1 to 309 code for a protein of 102 amino acids. The transcript has a single exon. NCBI's taxonomy places the organism in Eukaryota, Fungi, Ascomycota, Eurotiomycetes, Chaetothyriales, Cyphellophoraceae. The record is from RefSeq and is a predicted model, not a curated record.
AUGUCUUCGAUCGACCACAAUAGUGGUGCAUCGGCGUCGUCAGAUCAGGAAGGGGGAGUCCUUGAAUUUUACAGUCACUUGGACAUCGACUACCUACCACCCGACUUCUCAACCAUGCCCCAAGUAGCCACACCGCAAUAUCGGUCCGUCGGCGCGUCACUCAUAGCUCGUCAGCAGCAACAAGAAGGCUCAACUGGAGGAUCUGUAGGUCGCGAACUUCACGACAGCUAUACGCCGGUCCACUAUCCCUAUCCCCCUCCCUUCUACGAGCCACAGACAGCACCACUGGCGCCAGACUUCAGCCAUUGA